GCGCUAUCGAAUGGCAAACCAGAGGUGAUGGCGCACUGCAUGAAGAUGUUCAAUAUAGGUAUGCAAUUCGUAUUGAGUUUGGCGGGCAGGGAGUUCUGGUCCUUUUGAUGGUUGAAGUGGCAGGUCGCCACGAGGUGUUGAAUUGUGGAAGUUGUUCGUUGGUUUGUGGAGUGGGCCGCUUCUCAGUAAAGUCUGACGUUGCCAGCGGUUCCAUGGAAGGUCCACAUUGAGAGUUGCUAGGGUCUUCGAGUGAUGCCAUUAGUCACUUGCAGAGCGCUUGUGAUCAGCUUCACCAGCAUUCGAUGUGGCCCUCUCUCUGAUCCACUUUCCUUGCAAUCGGCGCAAGCCUUUUUCUCCACCACUCUGUGCCAUCGCUAGUUGGCAAAACGAAUCGAGCAGAACGAUCAUGGGGAAGAGUAGCAAGCGCCUCCCCCCCAGGGACCGCAAGAAGCAAACUGCGGACGCCUCAGCAAUGACAGGAUUUCUCAAGUAUGCAUUGGUGGCUGGACUUGCUGUGAUGGCAGCCUUCAGUUUUCAGCUCUUUACUGAAGAUGCUGAAGUGAGGGCGUUGAAGCGAUCGGUGGCGCCGCUGCAAUCUCCCAAGGUUACGGAACUGGACUACUUCCAGGAGGGGUACAAGGACGAAAUGUUGUGGGGGACGUACAGGCCUGGAAUGUAUCUUGGCAUUCGUGCAAGGGUUCCCAAGUCUAUCAUCGCGGGCUUGAUGUGGUUGGGGAUCUCGAAACAGAUGUACCGGACCCGGCACGAAUGCGAAGACUCUGACGAGAUGUCAGGUUACGGCUGGCUCCGCCAUGACGGUGUGAGAUUUGGUCGCCAGGAGCUGCUAGACGAGGGCUACCUCAUCACGACGUCAUUCAUGAAGGAUCCAGAAGACCGCGGUGCCUUUGGCGAGUGGGCCGUCCGAGUGACUUAUGAUCGGAACAAGGACUACAUUGACAUCCGGGGAGAGCAGUCGCAUUUCAAUCAAGGGUCGUUCUUAUUCUACAUAAUGGACGAAACAGAAGCUCCCCUCGAAAUUUCCCCCGACUUUUCAUCGCACGACCGACCUUUCGCGAGCGGAAAGCACGCGCAGCUGGGGCGCUGGGAGUUUCGGACGCGGCAAAACACGAAUGGGGAAGUGCAUUUUCACGGGGCGAGGGCGAAACCGGAAGACGAUCUGACGAAGAUCGUAAGAGACAACGUGGGAAAACAGGUGAUCAGCCAGAACAAGAUGAUCCUAGAUGACGUCAUCGAGCCGGGCUCCAACAUGGCGGUGUUCCAAGUCACGGGUACUGUUCCGCUGGAGGUCGACUUCUUCUUCACGUCUCCCGGAGGCGGCGGAACGGAAACGGAAGCCGCAUCCAUCCCGGGGAAGAAACGGCUGACGAAGCGGCUGCAGAAAGCGGAAGCGGCGUUCGACGAGCGGUUCGAAGAAACGUUCCGUUUGCGAGAGAACGGCGCCUCAGAAGGCGACAUCGAGGUCGCCAAGCACGCGUUGAGCAACAUGCUUGGGGGCAUGGGCUACUUCUACGGGCGGUCCAGGAUCGCAAUUUCGGACGCCCUAAAAGAACGUCUAAAAGUGCCGUACUACAAGUACUGGCCGGCGGCGCUCUUCACGGCCACCCCGAGCCGCUCCUUCUUUCCCCGGGGCUUCCUUUGGGACGAAGGCUUCCACCAGCUGCUCAUCGGCCGAUGGGACCGCCGCUUGACAUUGGACGUGAUGGCACACUGGCUAGACCUCAUGAAUAAGGAUGGGUGGAUCCCUCGGGAACAGAUUCUGGGCUCUGAGGCACGCAGGCGUGUUCCAGACCAGUUCGUUUUGCAGCACACGACGAACGCAAACCCACCGACGUUGUUCAUGCCGCUUCGAGAGAUCGCCAUGCGCAUUGCUGCGGCGUCUUCGGACGCAGCCGCUGACGUCAGCGAUGACGAACGCGCGCUCCUGGCUGCGGAGAAGGCGUUCCUGGUCCGGAGCUACCCCCGGCUCAAGGUCUGGUUCAACUGGUUCAACACCACGCAAGUCGGUAAGCUGCCCGGGAGCUACUACUGGCACGGGCGGGACGCAACCACCGAUCGGGAGCUGAACCCAAAGACGUUGACGUCAGGGUUGGACGACUACCCCCGGGCGUCGCACCCGUCCGAUGACGAGCGCCACGUGGAUCUCCGGUGCUGGAUGGCCCUCGCCGCGGAAUCCAUGGCCCUGAUCGGCCGGAUCCUAGGGGAGCCUGCUGACGUGUACGAGGAGACGGCCGAGCACCUCUCCGACUUCAGCUUGUUGAACCAGUUGCAUCUGGACGAAAAGUCUGGCAACUACUACGACUUCGGCAAUCACACCGAGAAAGUCGAACUCGUCCCGAGCCCAGUCACCGACCCCUCCACCGGCCACAUGUACGGGCGCCAGUUCGUAAGAGUGACGCACGGGAAGCCCCGGCCGCGCUUCGUGCCGCACUACGGCUACAACAGCCUCUUCCCGCUGCUCAUGCGGCUGAUCCCGCCGGAUUCGCCCAUUCUGGAGACGCAGAUUGACAAGCUGACGGACCAGCACUUUCUUUGGACGCCCUUUGGACUGCGCUCGCUCGCAAGAAGCAGUUCUAUGUACAUGAAGCACAACACGGAGCACGAUGCGCCCUACUGGCGUGGCCCCGUCUGGAUCAAUCUCAACUACCUGGCCCUUGCGGCGCUACGACACUACGGCGAUGCCCCGGGGCCCUAUCGAGAGAGGGCCCGCGAAGUCCACGCUGAGCUGCGCCGAAAUCUGGUCGGCAACAUCGUGGACCAGUACUACAAGAGCGGGUACAUUUGGGAGCAGUAUAAGGACAGCGACGAAGGGGACGGCACAGGCUCACAUCCUUUCACCGGGUGGUCCGCUCUAGUUGUUCUUAUGAUGGCGGACCAAGCAUAGCGUGCGUUUGUAUGAGCACACUAGACGUUUCGUGCACACCAAGGAGCAGCGGAGAGCAAAUCUGUGGGUUCAUUGUUUGAUUCCUUCGCUGAUGAGAACAAUAAACGUGUGUUGGUCGCAAACAGCAGAUUCACCUAUAAGGCGAUUGAUGUGAACUCAGGCCGACAUAACAAUCCGAAGACCGCAAGCCUGGGUUGCGCAUUGAAGUGAGUCGAGUCCAAUCGCUGUCAUCACUGGCAUCUUGUUUAAGGCACGCUCCUCUACAC
This is a messenger RNA of Klebsormidium nitens, 3168 nucleotides long. The record is from the annotation of a GenBank genome assembly. Lineage: Eukaryota; Viridiplantae; Streptophyta; Klebsormidiophyceae; Klebsormidiales; Klebsormidiaceae.